Messenger RNA from Pochonia chlamydosporia 170, 600 nucleotides. RefSeq lists its product as hypothetical. The record is from RefSeq and is a predicted model, not a curated record. NCBI's taxonomy places the organism in Eukaryota, Fungi, Ascomycota, Sordariomycetes, Hypocreales, Clavicipitaceae. The transcript has a single exon. The coding region runs from base 1 to 600 and encodes 199 amino acids.
AUGGUUACUGCAGCUUGGGCCGCAUCAUUUUGUCUUGGAUGUGAUAGCGAAACAUUUGGAGCAGAUUACUGCUCUGAACGGUGUCACCUUAAAGAUAAAGAACGCGUUUCCAAGAUAAAACUUGCCGAUGAUCUUCAAGAGAGCCGUUUUGAGUCACAAUACCCAGUAUCCAGUGCAGUAGACUCACUCUCAACACUAUCUGCAACUCGACGGCGCAGUCACGAGUUGGGCUCAACUCAACUUAAUGGCUUAUGGGCAAACAACAGGUCGAACAACUCCCGAAAGAGUCUCUUUGAUAGUAAGAGUGAUGGCUGGGGCGAAAAAACUCGAUUGAACGCAACAUGUCCCCGGAGACAGAUAAGCCGGGUUGUUGGUUCAGAAGAAACGACUUCGGUGCCCAGCGAUGAAUCGUCAGAGGCGCCACGAACUCGACACAGAUUUAUUAACGUUCCCCGGCGUGCAACGUAUGAUAUGGGAUCGACGACCGAAUGGGAUAUAUGGCGGCCGCGGCGGACGUCUCUAGCUGUUGAGGCCGAAGAUAUUAUGGCACAGUUGCCUGGUUGGUACAGGGGGUCGGAGAGGCAGGUGUAUGAAGCAUGA